AUGGUGUCUUGUAAGUGGCUGUUGAAACUGACCAGAACUUGUGCCAAUUGGAACGUUGCUCAACGCCAAAUAAAACUGAAGCAAACUAUGGUGCCACAUCAAACAUUUAUUGCAUAUCAAAAUUCUUUAUCGUCAGUUAUAGAAAAAGGACUGACUAACAUAAGCAAUCCUGAAAUAUGUGGUAGAUUGAAGAAGCUUACAGAAUACAAUAUUGAUUCGGGAAAGCAAUUAAGGGGCUUGCUUACGAUAUCGGCUUGCGAUGCUCUUCUUAAGCCUGAAUUAAAAGAAGAAUUGCUGCCUCAAGUUUUUGCAUUGGCGUGGGCAAUCGAAAUGUUCCAUUUUUAUUUUUUAAUAACGGAUGAUAUUGAAGAUGGUGCUACAACUCGACGAGGAAAGAUCUGUUGGCACUUAUUGCCUGAUGUGGGAUCACACGCAAUUAAUGACGCUGGCAUGCUUCGUGCAUUUAUAAGCGAAAUCCUAAUGCAGUAUUUCGGUGGGCAGCCUGUGUAUCCUAAAAUUGUUGAUAUGUUUAACAAGGCAUAUUUCAAGACGCACAUGGGUCAAUUUAUGGACACCAUGUCAUGCAGAAACAGGGAUUACAAUAACUUUACGAUGGAAAGAUAUAUAACUACUACUACACAUAAAACUUCGUUCUAUUCCUGCGAGUUUCCUAUAUUACUAGCUCUUGCAUUAAGUAAUAAAGGAAACAAAGAGGCCUAUAAGCUAGUUGAGAGUAUAUGCAGGGACGUAGGAUUCUUGUUUCAGAUGCAGAAUGAUUACCUUGAUUAUUAUGAAGACGAAUCAGUGGGAGGAAAAAGUGGAACAGAUAUUCAAGAGGGAAAAUGUACAUGGUUUGUAUUAACCGCUUUGGAGCACUGUAACUUAUCGCAACGUCAGGAAUUUUUGGAUAACUAUGGCAAAUGGGAAAAGGAAAGUGUAGGCCGAAUCAGAAGAUUGUAUAAUAAAUUAGAGUUAUCAAAAAAAUAUGAACAGGAAAAGCAAAAACUUUACCAGACUCUCAUUCAGCGAAUAUAUAAUCUUCCUGAAGAUGUGAUACCACCCGGUGAUUUUUUGGCGAAACUUGUGAAUAUGAUUUAUAAUAUAAGAAAUAUAAAUUACGAUGUAAAAGUUUAG
Parnassius mnemosyne (clouded apollo) is the source of this 1134-nucleotide messenger RNA. Lineage: Eukaryota; Metazoa; Arthropoda; Insecta; Lepidoptera; Papilionidae. The record is from the annotation of a GenBank genome assembly.